GAUAGAGAGUGCUGUGCUCAAAACUUCUAGGGAAUUAAUCAGUUUUAUCUGACCAUCAUAGUUAGGUAAGCUCUAGGCCUAUACGCUUCUGUAUGGCAUAGAACGUUGGACGAUCGAAUCAUUCAUAUAGUGGUAAAGAUCAUGGAAAAGGGGCUUCGUGUGGUCCGUGGUCCCGACUGGAAAUGGGCCAAUCAGGAUGGCGGAGAAGGUCACGUGGGCACCGUCAUUCGUACUGGGGGUCCCAUGGGCAUGUUGGGUCUACUGUUAGCAGACAAAGUUGUUGACGUGCUGUGGGACUCGGGUUCACGUAAUACCUACCGUGUGGGUGCCGAGGGGGAAUUUGAUCUGCGUGUAUUGGACAAUGCACCCAUCGGAAUGAGACAUUCAAACAUCACUUGUGAUUCGUGUGGAACUAGUGGGGUUUAUGGAAUGAGGUGGAAAUGUACCAGAUGCUACGACUUCGACUUGUGCAGUAUUUGUUACAUGGCCGACAAGCACGAGCUGUCUCAUCCAUUUCAGAGGUUUAACACACCUUCUUCCAAUGGAUUCACGGUGCCCAAAAGGGAGGGGGGAUCAAAGGUAGAAGCGAAGGGAAUCUAUCCUGGCGCAAAGGUUGUCAGGGGACCAGACUGGGAAUGGGAAGAUCAAGACGGUGGUAAAGGUGGUAAGGUGGUAAACGUCAUGAAUUGGGGCACAGACACCGGGCGGAGCGGCGUCAGUGUCGUCUGGUCCUCGGGGUCGAAAAAUAAUUACCGGGUGGGUUACAAAGGUAAAGUGGACCUGAAGUAUGUGCAGGAGGCCUCGGGUGGCUUCUACUACAAGGAUCAUCUACCCGUGUUAGGUAAGGUAAAUGAGGCUGUGUCAUCCAGUGGAGAGUUCAAGGUCGGUGACAAAGUCAGAGUUGGCCUAGAUGUAGACGUAGUGAAGGUCAUGCAGGAAGGUCACGGCGGUUGGAUACCAAAUAUGGCAAAGCACUUGGGGCAGGUAGGAACUGUUCACCACAUCAUGGACAAUGGUGAUGUCUGGGUACAGUAUGACAAGUGGACAAAGUUCCGCUUCCAUCCAGGUGCUUUGAACAAGGCUCAGAUGUUCUCUGUUAAUGAUAUUGUACGAAUAUCAGGCGAUGUGAACAAAGUGAAGAAAGAACAGAAAGGCCAUGGAGGAUGGAAUGGUUUAAUGGCAGUGGCAUUGGACGAGGUAGGACAGGUGAAAAAGGUGGAUGGUGACGGCGAUGUACACGUGGAGGUGAACGGAAUGACGUGGUGUUUCAAUCCGUCGUGCUGUACCCUGGUACGACACGGUGACCAGGACACCAGCAACACCCAGGAUGACGAUGAUGAUGGCGACACAGAUCUUUUUUCGGGACUAAUGAGCUUAUUCAUGAGGGAUCUUCGUAGGCUUGGAUCGGGCCAAGAUGAUCUGGUCAAGGAGGCUGCAGAAGGUCACACCCAGGCCGUCCGUGAUAUCCUCACAAAUUUCCCGGACAAGGUGGACAAGAAGAGCUCCAAUAAGACUGCCCUACAGGUGGCCAGUCAUCAGGGUCACAGGGAAGUGGUCCUGGUACUUCUGACCGCUGGUGCAAAGCUGGAGUUACGGGAUGAAGAUGGGGACACUGCCCUUCUCUACUCAAUCUAUGGCGAUGAACCAGAAAUAACAGAGCUGCUCCUAGAGAGGGGUGCAGACAGAGAUGCGGUUAACAAUGCUGGAUAUAGCGCCCUGCAUUUGGCUGUUAACAAGCAACUCCUGAAGUGCGUCAAAGCUCUUCUCAACCACAAGUGCAAAGUCAACACUCAGGACUCUGUUGGGGACACACCGCUUCACGACGCCAUUCGUAAGGGCAAUAGAGAAAUCAUAGACAUGAUAGUGAACUAUCCAAGCACCGACUUCACUGUACAAAACAAGAAUGGCUUCAACGUUCUACACGUUGCAGCAAAAGAGGGAAACAACUUUGUGAUCGAGAAAGUAUUACGGAGAUGUCGACAAAUUGUUGACAUCCAGAAGGAGGAUGGAUUUUCUGCCCUUCACUUAGCAGCACUGAAUGGCCACAAGCAAACUUGUGACACGUUGCUGACUGUGGGUAAAGCGGACAUCGACAUUAGAAACACCAAAAAACACACACCUCUCAUGUUGUCUGUGAUCAAGGGCCAUACAGAUAUCAUAGAGUUCCUCGUUACCAAAGGCGCCGACCUGAAUGUUGAAGAUGAAGACGGGGACACCUGUUUGCACCUGACGCUGAUGCGAAAGUCCGUUGUUGAGAAGUUAGAAAGCUCACCGUUAGUACGGGCCAUUCAUGGUCAGCUCAGCAUGAGUCAAGAUGAAAGUAAAAUGUGUGUCGCUACGGCCUGCUUUCUUGCCCAGCAGGGCGCCAGCCUCUCCCACAUGAACCACCAGGGCAAGUCACCCCUAGAUCUAAUUGAUGAUCCACAUAUCAAGGGAUUGAUCGUACAGUUUUCUUCAACACACUCGACUCAGGUUCAGGUGCCACAACGACAGGCUGAAACAACGAGCAAAGGGGGAAGCGCCAAAGCACAUGUGCCAUCCACCCCCCAGCCAACCCCACCGAAGCCCUCAGAUUCUGCAGCCAUUGAACGUACUGAACACAUAAGUGAUGAGACUGAUGCAGACAUCUGCCUGUACUUCAUCAGUGGACGAUGUGCCUUUGGAGAAGACUGCCCAAAUCACCAUCUGCUACUACCCUACGUGUGGCAGUACAAAACGUUGCAACGUGGGGUGAAAUGGUGCUCCUUCAGCGAGGAUAAUGUUCAGCUACUUGAACAGAGCUACUCCAGAGUCAACACUGGAUCGUGUUCUGUUAUUGUUGAAGGUCAGAUGUUUUCGGUAGACCUUGAUACAAUGACAGCCAAAACUGACGAUAUGAGCAUCCCAGUUCGUCGCCUGUCUACAGUCUCAUACGUAAGCGGAGAUGACCAUGAGCGCUUUCUCACUCAGUGGACGUGGUACUGGGAGAGUGAUGACGGCUGGGUACCGUGUGGUCAAAAGGAAAAGCAAAAGGACAAGAGGCAGGUUACUAAGCUGCAGACUGAACUAGAACAGGCCUAUUGGUGUAAUUCCAGUGUCAUGACUGAGGAGAUCAUCGAAAUCGACAGCGUUCGUUAUGAAGUUGACUUCGCCAAUCUGAAACAGAGAAAUUGUCAGUCAGACAAAGAGACACGUUUACGACGACGCCCAGCCUACAUGGGCCCUGAAGAUGUGAAGAAAGCUAUCAGGCUGCAUGAGAAGGCCAAGAAGGAAGCUACGACUUCCACGAACAUACCUGUUGAGUGGGGACCAAUGGGCACCUAUGACAUGAAAAUAGUGAACAUCCCUUCCUCGUCGGACAAGUUUGCUACAGUAAAGGAUGUUUUUCUCAUGACAAUGCCCAACGCCUCCAUUAUCUACAUAAAGCGCGUACAAAACCCUUCCCUGUGGUUGACGUUUCAAAUGAAAAGCAAUAUAAUGAAGCGUAAGUACGAAGGAGGAACAACUAACGAGAAGAAGUUAUUUCAUGGCACUUCGCCAGGAGCUGUCGACCCCAUCUGUGAACAGAACUUUGACUGGAGGCUGUAUGGCUCAGCUGUUGGGGCCUUAUAUGGCAAUGGGGCUUACUUUGCUGUGGAUGCCAGCAAAUCUAACCAUUACGCAAAACCAGAUCAACACGGUCAUCGCUUCAUGUUUUACGCCCGCGUGCUGGUCGGUAAAACUGCAAAGGGGCAAGAGAAAUUGAGGCGUCCACCCCCUUUGGAUCCGGGAAAACCCAACCAACUGUUCGACUCCUGCACGGACAAUCCACAAAAGCCUAGCAUCUUUGUCCUCUUUGACAAGGACCAGUAUUACCCAGAAUUCCUUAUCUGCUACAAAUAUUAAAGAGGCUAUUUGAUGGUAAUCAAAUUUCCUCAAUGAUGCAAAUUGCUUUUUAUCUUCACAUGUUUGACACAGUUUGCACGAUUUUCCUUUCAAAGUUAAUUUCAGUCUUGAAGAUGGUUUUGUCGAAGGAUGUAAAUUGAUAAUUUGCAUAACAACAUAUUAAGUCAUAUACUCUUACAAGUUUAGUUGCACCAGACUGUUGACGUCAGUGUUUGAGACUAAUCAUAUUGUAUUGUUUUAUUGUUUUCUUUGACAAUUUUUUGGUUUAUCUACAAAAUUGUUUUUUUCUGUCAUUUAUAUUUAAUACUGUACUUUGCUAAUUUUUCUUCUUCUCUAUUGGACUGGAUAUUUCGUUUAUCAAAUAACUUAUAACGUAUGGAAAUUGUCAACAGCCUUGGGGUGAAAAGAGAAGAUUUGUCAGUAGGUUAAUCUGUUUUUUGUUGUUUUUUUUUUUUACAUCAGUUGGGAUUUUUUGUAAUAUUCCCCAGAAUUUGUUUGUGCGUAUGUCGAUCAUGUCCCACAUGCUUGUGUCUUUUCUCCAGUGGUUUGUUGCCCUCAUGCCUUGUCCCCGGAUUUUGUAUCAAUUAUCCAUCCCGUCUCAUGUCCCUAGAUUCUUGUGUCGAUUACCUUGAUGUCACCAGGUUGCUGUGCCAGUUAUCCAGUAUGGCCUACCUUAAUGUCGUCAGGCUGCUGUGUCAGUUAUCCAGUAUGCCUACCUUGAUGUCACCAGGUUGCUGUGCCAGUUAUCCAGUAUGCCUACCUUGAUGUCAACAUGCUGCUGUGCCAGUUAUCCAGUAUGGCCUACCUUGAUGUCGUCAGGUUGCUGCGUUAAUUAUCCAGUAUGGCCUACCUUGAUAUCAACAGGCUGCUGUGCCAGUUAUCCAGUAUGGCCUACCUUGAUGUCACCAGGUUGAUGUGUAAGUUAUCCUGUCGGACUUAGCUUGAUGUCAGCAGUUUGCUGUGUCAGUUAUUCAGUAGGACCUACCCUGAUGUCGCCAACUUGCUGUGUCAGUUAUCCAGUAGGGUCUACCUGGAUGUCACCAGAUUGCUGUGUCAGUUAUCCAGUAGGGUCUACCUUGAUGUCACCAGGUUGCUGUGUCACUUAUCCAGUAGGGUCUGCCUUGGUAUCGCCAGGUCAUGUCUCCAGACUGCUGAGUCAGUUAUCCAGUAGGGCCUAUCGUGAUGUCGCCAUAUUAUGUCUCCAGAAUGGUGUGUCAUUUAUCCAGCAGGGGCUACCUUGAUGUCGCAAUCUCAUGUCCCCAGACUGCUGUGUUAGUUAUCCAGCAGGGUCUACCUUGAUGUCGGCAGGUUCCUGUGUCAGGUAUCUAGUAGGGCCUACCUUGAUGUCGGCAGUUUGCUGUGUCAGUUAUCCAGUAUUGCCUACCUUAAUAUCGCUAUGUCAUGUCCCCAUACUGCUGUGUCAGUUAUCCAGUAGGGCCUACCUUAAUAUCGCCAUGUCAUGCCAGUAGGGUCUACCUUGAUAUGGGAUGGAGCUGGACUCAUAGCGGCCGCAUUGGUCUCUUGGGUCAUUGCGCCGCGCUGGCAUGCCAACCACCUGGGCCAAAGAGACCGUCGUCAUCAUUUGUCGUUGCUACCAUAUUGAGAUGUGGCAAAUGGAAGCUUUUGAGGUGUUUCGUUCAGAACAAUACAAUGCUACAGCACUUUUUCCUUGGCUUGGAUGCAUGACAACAUGACAUGGAAUUCUGCAUAAACCUUUCUCCAUGGAGGGGCUUCGUCAUUCCUGAUUGUCCGGACACAGAUCAGUUUCGUUCGUGGUUGUUCAUCACAAUAUCACAUGUCAUUUUGGACGUGAACGACAGAAACUUGACAUGGGCUACCUAUUCUACCGAUCCAUCUUCUCCACACCCUUCUUUUGACUUUUAUGACGUAUAGGCCGUUUCUGGAUCUACGCACUGCGACGUAGCCAACAACAACAAACUCCGACGUUUUGGAUGGUGGAGUUUUAUAGGCACAGCGUCAAUGGCAAAUCAUACACCGAUAUGCCCUUUAUAAACAAUGUCUAUACAGGUGUCAGCUGUGACUAGUGUGUACCUCACAGCUCGCCCGCACACGUAAAGCCACGUGUGUAUUCCACACGGUGAAAGCAUACUAGACCCAAAUUCACGACAAGGCAAAUAAUUUCAAAACAAAUCAGUCAUUAGGCUCUUCUUUUCAGGUUUAACGCACAUGCGUCAUCCAUGAACGACAAUUUUGGCAAGACCUAUAACUGUGGUGAAGGCAAAAUGGCUGCUGCUUCUGCGAUGGUAGUUUUAUUACAGAUGACAUAUGUACUGACGAUCACUGGCAUGUAGUUUUAUUACAACUCAGACCCGGUAGUCUCGGCUUGACGUGCUGAUAAUAACCAACCCUUGCCAAGCUCUGUCCCUUCUGACUGUAGUCUGGCUGAAAAGCGUCACAGGCCAAUUAUAUAAAGUGCCUUUACAGAGUGUGACAUCGCAUAAUAAAUAUGACACCUCAGUCUCCGCUUGUUAUGCUUAUUGAUUGGUAACCCCUUCGCCAUUCUUAAAAUCGUUGAUCAUUUUGGCUAGAAUAGCACUUUGUUCAUAAUGCGCAAAUCACUGCUUAAAUGAUUACCCAGAAGCCAAAUAUAUCGUUUAUCAAACCUAAUUAAAUUUUCCAAAUCAGAGUAAUGCUACAAUAAUAAUUAUGAGUGCCAAGAUAUAUAUAUCCUUUGGUCAGAUUGGUGAACCCUUUUGUGAAUAGAUCACUGACUAAUCAAGUCACAUAAUGCUUGCACGAUUUAUCGAUUUGAAAACAAAACUGAAGUUUACAUGGCGUCAUGUAUCCAAAACUGACACGACAUGAGAGCAUUGUUUCAAUACCUAAUUCAAAUAGACUCGGUAUAUUUUCUCCUUCAAAAAUUCAGAAAAAGAAGUAUACAUAUCUGAAAAAGUUUACCAUACCAUACCUGGUGUUCCAACAGGAAUAGGUUGACAAUAUGCUGAAAGCAAAAAUACGGAUAUAUAGGUUAUCUCCAUGUACUAGAAAUAACAUAUUCCAAGUGUCAAUGCAACCAUUACAAAUUUAGAUGUAAUAAAUAAGCGUUAGCGGACUGUUAUUCAAAUUUAAAGAGUAAAAUAAAAUGAAAUUAUGUUAUAAUACGCCUUAUAGUCUCACUCUUUUAAGAGGGAGCAAACCUAACAAACUAAAGUCUGCUUACAUUUUAAAACAGGACCUAUGAUUUUUAAUGCACUGUAUAUGUAAUACAACUUCGUGUUGGUUGCGUUCUCGCUAAAGCUUAAUUCCACCACAACGAUGCUACACAGUUAGAACACGUUUCUGGCACCAUCUCCUGUAAAGCCGGAUUUAGCAGCUGCUCUCUACAAAGACUAACUAAAGUUCACUUUGCAAUGAUUUGUGUAUACAAUUGAGGAUUUAGAUUGGUACUUGACCUCUGAACUCUCCAACUAUAUAUAAGUAUAAGUUUUAAACAUAGCUGCCUUUCA
Messenger RNA from Liolophura sinensis, 7331 nucleotides. Its product is annotated as E3 ubiquitin-protein ligase MIB2-like. NCBI's taxonomy places the organism in Eukaryota, Metazoa, Mollusca, Polyplacophora, Chitonida, Chitonidae. Gene Ontology annotation, biological process: protein ubiquitination. Gene Ontology annotation, cellular component: cytoplasm. Gene Ontology annotation, molecular function: NAD+ poly-ADP-ribosyltransferase activity; zinc ion binding; ubiquitin-protein transferase activity. The coding region runs from base 142 to 3864 and encodes 1240 amino acids. The transcript is spliced from 22 exons. The record is from RefSeq and is a predicted model, not a curated record.